GAAGAGAGCACCUUCGUUAAGAUUCUAGCUAGUUUUAAUUAAUCAAAGAAAAGUUGAUUGAACUGUCAUGAGUGAUUAAUUUUGAAUGUGUUACGUGCGUAAUAAUUGUGUUUCUACUUUCUACGUUAAUAAAUAUAUAUGGAGAUAUAGUGCAGUUUCAAUAAUUCAAUUGGUUCAAUAUAAUUCACCAAAUAAUUAAUCAUUAUAUUUUGGUCCAAAACAUUUGUGACUAUAAGAGAAAGCAACAAUAGAAAAUUGAAGAAACUCAACAUAAAUGGCUUCUACUUCUUAUUUUUUGCUCUUGUUUGCUCUUGUUGCUGCAGCUACAGUUUCUGAAGCAAAUGCUGCUCAGCUACGUACAGAUUUCUACUCCUGCAGCUGCCGGAACCUUCUGGCCAUAGUCAAGACCGGAAUCACCAAAGCCCUUCAGAAAGAAGCUCGCAUGGGAGCUUCCAUACUCCGCCUUCAUUUCCAUGACUGCUUCGUAAAUGGGUGUGAUGCAUCGAUACUGCUGGACGAUACGAGCAGGUUCAUAGGAGAGCAGACGGCGGCAGCGAACAACAAUUCAGCAAGAGGGUUCAAUGUGAUUGAUGACAUCAAGGCCAUGGUGGAGAAAGAAUGCCCUGGGGUGGUGUCAUGUGCUGAUAUUCUUGCAUUGGCUGCUAGAGACUCUGUAGUUUAUUUGGGAGGGCCAUCUUGGGAAGUAGGCUUAGGAAGAAGAGAUUCUACUACAGCAAGCAGACUUGAUGCUAAUAACUCCAUUCCUGCACCCUCCUUCAAUCUAAGUACUCUCAAACAGAAUUUCGCUAACCAAGGCCUCUCAGAGAAAGACUUGGUGGCCCUCUCAGGGGCACAUACCAUUGGCCUAUCUCAAUGCAGACUUUUCCGACCACAUAUCUACAAUGACACCAACAUUGAUGCCUCCUAUGCCAAAUUCUUGCAGAGCAAGUGUCCCAGAACCGGAAACGACAAAUUGCUCGAACCCCUCGACCAUCAAACUCCCUUCCAUUUCGAUAACCUGUACUAUAAAAAUUUAGUUCAGAAGAAGGUUCUUCUUCAUUCUGACCAGGAGCUGUACAACGGAGGUUCUACCGACCAUCUGGUGGGGAAAUAUGCUACGGAUAGAGUUGCAUUCUUUAAUGACUUCGCCAAGGGCAUGGUGAAAAUGAGCAGGAUCAAGCCUCUCACAGGAAAAAAGGGGGAGAUUAGACUCAAUUGUGCUAAAGUCAACUAAACAUCAGCUACUUAAAAUUAUGUAUAAUAGUUUUUUUUUUUUUUUCCAAAACUAUGUCUGAAUUCUGAUUAUUUGUUCUUGGUGUCAAGGAACCUGGUUUAUUCAUCAAUAAACCUUCUGGGUUUAUAUGAAUGUGCACAUGAUUUUCCCAAGUUCCUCAGUUUUCCUGUAGACAUAUUUACAUCCAUGUAAGUUCAAUUGUUUGUUACAUCUAUUUGGUUAUAGUGAUCCUGUAACUAUAAAUUUGUCAUCAUGCUGAGAUGCAAUAAAAGGAAUCAUAAUAUUUAUUCA
Molecule: messenger RNA, 1525 nt
Organism: Arachis ipaensis
Lineage: Eukaryota; Viridiplantae; Streptophyta; Magnoliopsida; Fabales; Fabaceae
Product: peroxidase P7
Biological process (GO): hydrogen peroxide catabolic process; response to oxidative stress
Molecular function (GO): peroxidase activity; heme binding
Source: RefSeq, a predicted model, not a curated record